This is a messenger RNA of Haemonchus placei, 765 nucleotides long. The record is from the annotation of a GenBank genome assembly. Lineage: Eukaryota; Metazoa; Nematoda; Chromadorea; Rhabditida; Trichostrongylidae.
AUGAACACCGACUUCACGAAAAUCAAUGGCGUCAAAGUUUUCACUAACGUUGGCCUUUGGCCAUAUAGAGAUGGUGAAGUCCGGCUAUGGGGUGGAACAAUACGAUUAGAUGCUACCGAAGCCGAGACCGAUCAUUUGUACAAGGUUCGAUGCAGCUGCUAUAAAAGCCAUAUGGCUCUGUUCCGCUGCACUCAUGGCAGUGGUCGUGUGAGAAUGGGCGAUAUCAAGUAUUUAUGGCUAAAAGUACCCGAACCAGCAAUCACCACUGCGAUUCUGAGGCUUUUCAUUGACAAUCAAUCAGUUUAUCUGAACCUCUACAAACUCGAUGGUGCUGAAGAACUUUACUUCGGAACCGGAGACCCAGAUAAACUGGCCGCCAUCGGAAGAACCCCAAGCAGACCGAAAUGGGAAUGCAGUGAUACGAAUGAAAGAGCGUUUGAAGUGAUUUCCAAUCUUAUCAAACCACUCCUCGAAAAUGUUCCCAGUCGACUGGGAGACUAUCUCUCGGAAACAACUCCUAAGAGUACUGUAUGGCAGAGAAUGGAAGCGCUCGUCUACCCGGUAGUGCUCGAAUUACUGGAGGACCUCGGAGAAUUUGCAAAAAGGGAAAGCCGGAGAUCACGAUGGCCCGUUCAAGACGAAUCACUAACAAAGCCGUUAUCAGGAUGUAUAGCAACCGAUGUAACUGAACUGAUACUUAUCCGCUUAUCCGAAAAAUUACGUCAAGAGUACGGUACAUGCAAUUCGACGCCAAUUUUGCGAUAA